CAACAGGACUCCAAGUCUGCAGAGCCUGAAGCAAAUCCAACGUCAGAGCCAAUGGCCAAGACGUCGCCCGGCUCAGGCGCAGCAGAAAAAGAUACCGUCAUUGACGUGGCCAUGCCUUAUGGGACUCGCUCCCGCAAUAGGACGGCUAAUUCUCGUCCCAACUACGCCGAGGACAAGGACAUUGAGAUGGACAUGUAUGAUUACUACCCCGACAAGAAAGACAGCGACGCCGGCAAGAAGUCGUCGCGGCAGAUGAACGGCGCCAGCAAUGGCGAUGCGCCUCGCAGCAACGGCAGCUCACGCAAAAAUGCUGCUGCUGCUGCUGCUGCCGCCGCCGAUGACACCAAGGCCGGGCCUGGCCAGAACGGCACCCAGGACGCAAAAUCUGGCGGCACUAUCCACGCAUCACAGGCGGCGUCAGGAUCUGGCACGUCGCAGCCUUCACGGAAACGCAAGGCGGCAGCGAACCAGAACGGCGCGGCGGCCGCAUCAACUGCAACAUCGGCAGCACCAACGCCGCCGUCAACAUCGGCGGCGGCUAAGAAGAACGCCCUGGCGGCGCAAACCCAGCUCCAGGGCAUGACGUGGCCCGAGUCCAACAUGCUCACGUUCGAGACGUGCAAAGGCAUGCCAGUCAAUGGGCAAAUGGUGGCCGACGAUGGCACGGUGCUGGAGGCGAAUGAUCACGUCUAUCUUGUGUGCGAGCCUCCGGGAGAGCCCUACUAUCUGGGGCGCAUCAUGGAGUUUAUGCACGCCAGCAACGACACCGCCAAGCCUGUGGACGCGGUGCGCAUCAAUUGGUUCUAUCGCCCCAAGGAUAUUGGGCGCAAGGCCAGCGACACGCGAAUGGUCUUUGCCAGCAUGCACUCGGACAUCAGCCCCCUGACGGCCCUGCGCGGUAAGUGCCAGAUCAGGCAUCGACUGGAGAUCGAGGGCAUGGACGACUACCGUCGACGACCGGACAGCUUCUGGUUCGAGAAACUGUACGACAGGUACAUCCAGAAGAACUACGAUCUGAUUCCCACCCGGCUCAUUGUCAACGUGCCCGAAAAGGUCAAGAAGGUGCUGGACGAGCGCUGGAAAUACGUGCUAGUCGAGCAGGGGCGUGGCAAAGAGCUGACUAGCGCCGUUAAGCUAUGCAAACGAUGUUCGUCGUACUGCGCCAGGUACCCACCGUUGCUCAAAAAACCCUCACGUGGCUUUGCGUGGUCCUGCGCUGCAUGCAGUCGUGCUCAGGAGCGCAAGUUGGAGGCCCGCCAUACGCCAAACACCGUUGACGCCGGAGAUGCUGAAGAUGAUGAACCUCUGGAUGAGGAUGAAGAAGAUGUUCAUGGCGUUGAAACAGAAAGGACCAGCCCUGGAGACGAUGAUGCGCCCCAUCAGGGAACCGCCGAGCAGAUUUACCAGGCUAGCCUCUGGCCGUGGCGUUAUCUCGGCAUGCAUUGCAAGCCGGAGGAUGCGCUGGACUACGAUGACCGUAUCUACCCGCGUGCAGGCACCCGCAUUGGCCCAAGAAACCAGGCCUCUGUUGGGCCAUGGCCAGGCCAGCCUGUGCAGUACGUCAAACCGCUGGAAUUUAAGAAGGGCGGCAAGAAAGAUCAGAAACUGCUCAAGGAACAACAGGAGGCCGAGAGGGCUCGCCGGGGCCAGCGGCCGAAGUGGGUCCAGGAUCAGCCACCUGGAUAUGUCGCUCGUGGUGAGGACCUGGACGAAGAUGAUCCAAAUUGUACGGCGGUGUUAUUGUGGAAGCCGCCGUCUGCAGAUGAACCGUCUGCCGAAAAGAUCAACAGUUAUGUUGACGACGCCAUGUCCAAGGCCAAACAGCUAGACCUUCCCGAGCGCUCCACGAACCUUCGUGAUGCGGCGGUAGAAACCCUGUAUCGCGAGGACUUUAAUGAGUCCAAGGCCCUCACCGUGCUCUCUCGAAAGCCCAGGAUUGAAUUCAAAGAACCUAACUUGAGCCCCGCCGAGGUGAAGAGAUUUGAAGAAGGCGUCUCCAAAUUUGGCUCCGAAUUGCAUCUUGUCAUGAAGCAUGUCAAGUCCAAGUCGCCGGGAGAGAUUGUUCGGCAUUACUACGCUUGGAAGAAAUCAGAGCGGGGGCAACAAGUCUGGGGCAGUUUCCCAGGUCGAAAGGGAAAGAAGCAGGCAAAGCGUGAAGACGCCGCCGCUUCCAAGCUCGCCGAUGACGUGGCUAACGAUGACGACGACUCUGCAUUCGAUGCGGACAAGGCGGUACAGAAGAAGCGGAGCUUUAUCUGUCAAUUUUGCAACAGAACGCAAGAUCGGCAAUGGAGGAGAGCCCCGAAUCCGCUACCUGGGCUGGUCAAUGACCAGGGUCUUAAGGGCUCUGGCAAAGACAAAGCUGGGAAUCAAUAUGUUGUUGCCUUGUGCCGACGCUGCGCCGAACUGUGGCGGCGUUAUGCUAUUCGAUACGAGGUUAUCGAAGAGGUGGCGAAGAAGGUUGCACAGGCCGGUGGUCGUGCAUGGAAACGCAAGCAGGAUGAGGAGCUUCUCAAGGAGUUGCAGCUCGCGCAGGAAUUGGGCUAUAUGACUCCAGAACGAGCUCCCACUCCUUCCAAGGCUUCAUCCCAGCCCACAGAGACACAAGAGCCUCCUAGGAAGAAGCUCAAGGCUGCCGCCGAUAAAGAGGCUGAUGCAACUCCAUCUGACGCCGGUAGCACCCCUGGCCCUGUUCCCACUAAGAAGAAGGAAAAGGCUGUUGUGGAGCCACCCGCCGCCCCUGAAAUGCCAAAACCGCGAAUUCUUCCUUGUGCUAUCUGUGAUCAGAUGGAACCAUUGGGAGAUCAACACGUCUCGUGUCGAGAGUGCCGUCUGACGGUCCACCGCAACUGCUACGGUGUCAUCGAUCACAAGGUACAAGGCAAAUGGGUUUGCGAUAUGUGUGCCAAUGAUAAGAGCCCGCAAGUAUCCAUCCAAUAUAAAUGUGUUUUGUGCCCUGUUGAGCACACCGAGCAUGACUUUGUGGAGCUGCCCAAGCUCACACACCACAAGAAGAAGAUGUCUGAGAAGGAUCGCGAGCGAGAGAAGAUGGAAGUCCAGCAAGCCCGCAAAGCUGCCGAAUUCUACCGCAAGAAGCAGGAGGAUAUGAACCGCCCUGUCAACCCCCGAGAGCCCCUCAAGCGUACCGCAGAUAACAACUGGGUUCAUGUCACUUGCGCCGUAUGGACACCCGAAGUCAAAUUUGGCAACGCCAAGGCAAUGGAGCCAUCCGAGGGCAUCCCUUCCAUCCCGAGGUCCAAGUAUGACGAGAUCUGUCAGGCCUGUAACCAACAAGGUGGAGCCUGUGUGCCCUGCCACCAAUGCCGUGUACCUUACCACGUUGAAUGCGCACGACAGAAAGGCCAUGUUCUCGGUUUUGAUAUUGCCCCUGUCAAAAGCUCCCGACGAGACCAAUUCAAUAUUGUUACAAUCAACGGUGAGAGCGGGACCAUGUCAGCCGUGCUAUGGUGCAAAGACCAUAUUCCCACCAAGACGAUUGUCCAUCGGAUCCAUGAUGUGGCCAGCGAGUCUGGACUGAAUGCCCUUCAGCUAUACGUCCAGAACUUUAAGCAGGCCGAUCUUACCUUGACAGGAACGGUCCGCAAGGCCACGCUGAUGGCGGCGGCAGCGAAGCUGUCUGGAGCUCCGAUUCAACCAGGGAACCGCAGAGCAUCUACAACGACGACCCCCAACGGCACCUGGACUCAACCGCGCAACGGUGAAGUGGUUGACCCUGGAUCCAAUGCCCAACAUCCAGGAGAAAAGGUCUGCAUUACUUGCGGCAUAGACGUCACCCUGAGAUGGUGGCCUAUUGAUAACUUGCAAGAGCGGAAGCUCACUAACGGACAUCACGGGGCCAUUGGCUCGGAAGCGCAAAAGUUUGUCGAGCAGCGGAAAUUCCAGUGCCACAAGUGCCAUAAACUGCGAAAGACUCCUCGCAGCCCGCGCCUGACUCUGCUACCCGGGCCGUCACCUCCACCGCCCGAACUUGCGCGUCCCCAGCCAAUGGAAGCUUCCUUGAUGACUCCGGUGCCUCCCUUGACAGGUUCAACACCGCCGCCCCUGAUAGAGUAUCGUGACGGACGUCAUUCGAGCCACCCCCUUUCGUGGCCUCAACCGCCAAGUUCGCAUGCCAUACCGGCCGGAUCGACUCCGCCAUCCAUCCCGGCGCCAGUUCAUGCGCCGGCUCAAGUGGCAGGGCACCGUCCGGCUCCGGUAUACCCACCAGCACCACUGCCGCCUACCAGGCCGCCCGCCUUUGGCGACUGGGCACCACAUCGCCCUGGUAGUCAGCAUGGCUCACCUCCUCGUCAUCUCAACGGGGGUCCGCCUCCCCUCCUGCACAGCGCCCCCCCGCCGCCUCCGAUAUCGAAUCUUUCCGCUCUCAGGCCACCUGCUAUGGCUCCAACGGGAAUGCCUGGCGGCCAUCCACAUGGGCACGCAUACGGAAACGGGCUUCCCCCAUCACCUCGACGCAUGAGUGGGCCAACUGCUCCGGCGCCGUAUGUUCCUCCCCCUUACCACGGGCAUGGUGGCCACGGAGGACCCGUCCACCCCCCGGCUCACCUUAUGGGCAACGGUGCACCGCCGCCGCCGCCGCCUCCGCGAACAGACGCAUUCUCACAUGGGUUACACCCUCAGCGGUCAUCAUACCCGCCAACCCCACAUGCGAGCACUCCUAUCCUGAGAACCGGGCCACCGCCUCCACCGCCGCACAGGCCGGCCACAGGCGCGAGCACGAAUCCAUCUCUUCGCAAUCUACUUUCUUAA
Molecule: messenger RNA, 4770 nt
Organism: Trichoderma virens Gv29-8
Lineage: Eukaryota; Fungi; Ascomycota; Sordariomycetes; Hypocreales; Hypocreaceae
Exons: 6
Biological process (GO): histone catabolic process
Cellular component (GO): Lid2 complex
Molecular function (GO): chromatin binding; ubiquitin-protein transferase activity
Source: RefSeq, a predicted model, not a curated record